AUAGAAAAUAUAAAAUUACAAAAAACUAUUCAUUUAUAGUAGAUUUUAAUAAAUCGUUUAUGGUGCUUAAAAUCUCAACCCUAAUUGUUUGAAAAAAUAUUUAAAUUGUGUUAAAGACUCUUAUGAAAUUCGGUACAUGAAAACACCAAAAUUAAAAAUCAAUUUUUAAAUUGCAACAAAACAAUAACUUUUUUUCCAAGAUAUUAAUAGAUCUCCAACACUCUUCAAAUAGAUGUGAAUAUCUCUAACAAUCAUAUAUAUUCCACGAACAUUCUGUUGUAACCCUAAUAAGGAGAAUGGAUUUAACCAAAACAAAACAAAAGAAGAAGGCGGCUCAUGAGGAGCAGCUUCCAUGGGAGUUGCUUGAAGAGAUACUCUCUCGUGUCCCUCUAAAAUCUCUUGUCCGCUUGAGAGUUGUUUGCAAACGGUGGAACGUUAUCUUGGAUGACAAGAGGUUCAUCAACAACCACAAGGAAACGUUUCGCUUCAUCCUAAAAACCAAAUCCAAGAUUUACUCGGUAAGCAUCGAUCCCAAGAUAGUGGUGCGUGAGUUGCCAUGUGAUAUUCCCGAUUUAGAAUGUCAAAUACCUACAACAUUGGUUGAUUGCGACGAGUUCUUGAUAUGUAACAUGGAUGAUGGAGCCGCAGUUUGGAACCCGUGGUUGAAACAAAGUACAUGGAUUCGCCAGCCUAGGUUUAGCUUAGAAGGCAUAUGUUAUAAUGGUAGUAAUAGGACAAGUGAUCAGGUAAGUCUUUACAAGACCAUUUGGGCCAAUUGUACCGAGUGGAGAAUCCAUGACUUUGCGUUCGGUACGUGGAAACGCUCCAAUUUUAACUCCGGUGAUAGUAAUCAGAGAGAGAAAGGACGUAGAAAAAAUUUACAUUCUGAUAUGAGUGUAUCAUUGAACGGCUCUUUGUUUUGGAUUGCUUAUGUUGACGAGACAGAUCCCUUGUACCUUUUAGGUAGAUUCAAUUUUUCAAAGGAAAGAUUCUACACAUUUUGUUAUCUACGAUGUGGUAUGAGCCAUUCUCGCGAUGCGCUUGUCCUUAGGGUCUUUAAGGGAGAUCGGUUUUCGGUUUUGAAGCAAUGUUAUGUAACAAAGAAGGUUGAGAUUUGGGUGACCAAGAACAAGGUUAACGUUGAGGAUGGUAGUGAUGUGGUUUGGGUGAGUUUCAUGACUUUUUCAAUCCCUCACUUUCCGAGUUUAGUACAGGCUGAACCCUACUCUGAUCAGCAGCCAAGUUACUACAUCGACGAUAAAAGGCUUGUCAUGUGUUCUUGCGAUGAAAAUGGCCAGGCUUGGAUUUAUGUUUUGGGGGAAAACAAGUUGAUCAGCAAGGUUCACUUAGAUUCUGUGGUUGAUCCCUGGCCUUCUCAUUGCACUUACUUUCCCAGCUUGGUCCCGGUUCCUCGAGAAAAAGAUGAAGCAGAAUUACAAGUUUAAUUUUUUUAACGUGUUUUCCUGUUUCUUUUUUUUUUUGUUGCAACUAGAGAUUUUGCUCAUUUUCCUUUGGGUUUUGCUUCUCUUUUGUUUUGAGAAAUAAAUUCUUAUAGGUCUUCUUAGAUGAAGCUAGUUCAAGCAUUUGAUGCGGAUCAGUUUUAUUGAUCUAGUAGUUCUGGCUUCGGUCCGGAAGUAUAUUUGUUGGCUUUCACUUUGUGCAUGGUCUAGUAAUAUAAUUCAAAAUUAGUAGUACUUUACUUGAUGAUUAGGCUCCCUUGAUAAAUAUGCCACAUUUGAUAACCAAAUUAACACAGUCAAUAUUUUCAUAACUGAUAAUUCCAUAAUGGAGCAAGUUUUUAAGUUUUUGAGGUUUAUACAGGUUGACUAGAAAAUAGAGCAACAAGAAUGUGAGUUUAGAUUUUAUUACAUUUUGACUUCUUGAUCCGCAGUAACUUUGAUUUUUUUAGUUACAAGUCACAGCAUGCACGCAUAUUUUAUCAGACAGCAUACUCUUAUGUAAGAAUUUUCUUCUGAAACAAACUACCCAGCUAGGUAUAUGAAUAAUCAAACUGUACUUUAAAUUCAUAUAUCAACUUUCAGUAAAAUUUUGUGUAAAACAAGAAAAGAAGUCGGAUCAUGCUUCACUAAAC
Molecule: messenger RNA, 2092 nt
Organism: Brassica napus (rape)
Lineage: Eukaryota; Viridiplantae; Streptophyta; Magnoliopsida; Brassicales; Brassicaceae
Product: F-box protein At2g14710-like
Exons: 1
Coding region: 297-1445 (382 amino acids)
Molecular function (GO): protein binding
Source: RefSeq, a predicted model, not a curated record